UUUAUUUCAUAUCGCUGCUGCUUCUUUUACGGUUUCCAAUUAGAAUACAUAUUCACUCUUUUCAUUAGCUAUAAUUAAAAAGCAUUUGGAAAAUCGAGUCGAGUUCAAAGUCAUCUUUGAAUUAUUUGCUUACGGUUUAUAUCAAAUACGAAAUACAUUUGUAAUGCUAAAUAAUAUAAAUUUAAGCAUUUGCAUAAAUUGUAAAUGGAUAAGCCCUUCUAGAAGGCAUGCAAGGAGCACUUUUUCAGCCCUUCGUGGGUUGGCCUCUUAGAAUGGCUUUACUUAGGAUGGCCUACCUAAAUUAUCUUCUGGGUUCUGCGUCAGAGUACUACAUUUUUAAUAGGUAAAUUGAUUUCAAUUAAGAAAGAUGCAAAUACAAUGCCACGGUUUUUGUAUAGAUGGUAGCAAUACUAUGCUUAGAUUUAGCGUAAAUAUUCAAAUAAACAUGUGUGUGACAAUACUUGCAUUUGCAACACAAAAAAUUAUUUAUUCUAAGUUGAUUAGCUUAAGCCACUUUGGAUCAAUCUCCAUUUGCACCACAUCAGUCGUUCAAGGUGCACACAUUUGAAUGGACGUUGGUUGUAAAUUACAGCCGGAUAAUGAAGAGUGAGCCAAUUAUCGAAAAAAUACGCAACAAAUUGAAGGAUUCUAAUCCUGAUCGACGCACGGUUUUGAGCGUAUUUCAAUUCAAUAUCACUGAUACCGAUGGAAAGUUAAUUAAAAGUGUAGUUUUUGAUUUUAAAGAUCUGAAUAUCUAUGAGGGCACAACAGAUGCAGCAGAUGCUGAAGUUAUUAUAUCGGAUGAGGAUUUCUAUCUAGUAGGUACGAAGCAAACAACAUUUGAUGUACUACUCGCUGAGAACAGGGCGGUUGUCAAGGGAGAUGCCAAGGCCAUAGACAAAAUACUUGGGAAGUUCCGUUCAGGUGCAGAUAAGUAACUGGAUUGAUAGUUGAUUAUUAUUUUUAUUUAAGUCAAAACGGUGAAUAAUGUUGCAGAUAGCGAAUGUAGUUCUUGAAUUAUAGCGAUAUCAGUGAUGUUUACAUGUUUGUAUUUACAUAUGAACAUGCACCCAUAUGCAUAUGUAUUCCUGUUUUACUUUAUUAAUCAUGUCCUAAAAUUUAUUCUUUUAAAUAAACUAACCUUAAUUUUAUAUAAAUAAACUAGCAGACCCGGUGAACUUCAUCCCGCCA
Rhagoletis pomonella (apple maggot) is the source of this 1191-nucleotide messenger RNA. RefSeq lists its product as uncharacterized. Gene Ontology annotation, cellular component: cytosol. The transcript has 3 exons. The record is from RefSeq and is a predicted model, not a curated record. Lineage: Eukaryota; Metazoa; Arthropoda; Insecta; Diptera; Tephritidae. Bases 600 to 938 code for a protein of 112 amino acids.